AUGCGAAGGCUGCCAACGCUCUGGUUCCAGGCGCGUGUACGUGCUGCGGCGCCCGCCCGGGGACACCAUGAUCGGCGGGCAGUCCCCGGAGUACAAGUGGGCGAGCACGUGGUGGCGGCCUUCGGCUGGCGCUCGCACACCGUCUUCGACGCCAAGAAGGUGCACGAGGGCGCGGCGAUGCCCGUGUACAAGCUGCCGGACAUCGGGAAGCUGUCGCCGGUCGCUCGGCCUGGGGGUGCUGGGCAUGCCCGGCAACACGGCCUACUUCGGCUUCCUGGAGCUCUGCAAGCCCAAGGAGGGAGACACGAGAUACGGAAUAUUAUUAUUAUUAUUAUUAUUAUUAUUAUUAUUAUUAUUAUUAUUAUUAUUAUUAUUAUUAUUAUAUAUUAUUAA
Gryllus bimaculatus (two-spotted cricket) is the source of this 393-nucleotide messenger RNA. The record is from the annotation of a GenBank genome assembly. Lineage: Eukaryota; Metazoa; Arthropoda; Insecta; Orthoptera; Gryllidae.